CCCAGGCUAGCAAGUUUGAGUCUUGAGCAUCACCUCCCACUGGCACCCGAAGAUCCAGGAGCUUCAGUCCACAACUAGGGUUUCAAUGGAUUCACCAAAGCAGCUGCACCCAGCCUGGGCCCCGGGAUCAUCUCAGAUGUUUCCUGAAGAGCACUCUCAGGAAGGUUCAGCAGCUGUUCAAACCAUGUCCGAAGUGUUAGUAAAGAACCUUAGCAAACUGACUCUAGACCCUAGUAUCAAACUCCCCUCCCCUCUACCAGAAUAUCCACCCCAGCAGCAGGAGAGAGAGAAGAAACCACAGGGGCUUGUUGACCGCAUCCUCAGCAACAACAGGAAGAGGAGUGGAGUGAGGACUCUGUUAACUGCUAGGAAAGAAAGGAUGGAGAGGAUGAUUCCAUUGAUUCAGUACCAGCGCUACGUUAACAAGCGGUCCAUG
Molecule: messenger RNA, 436 nt
Organism: Nyctereutes procyonoides (raccoon dog)
Lineage: Eukaryota; Metazoa; Chordata; Mammalia; Carnivora; Canidae
Product: developmental pluripotency-associated protein 3-like
Exons: 2
Biological process (GO): epigenetic programing of female pronucleus
Cellular component (GO): nucleus
Source: RefSeq, a predicted model, not a curated record